Molecule: messenger RNA, 1314 nt
Organism: Cornus florida
Lineage: Eukaryota; Viridiplantae; Streptophyta; Magnoliopsida; Cornales; Cornaceae
Product: stemmadenine O-acetyltransferase-like
Exons: 1
Coding region: 1-1314 (437 amino acids)
Source: RefSeq, a predicted model, not a curated record
AUGGUGAUGAUGAACAUUGAAAUUCUCUCUAGAGAGAGAAUCAAACCAUCAUCUCCAACACCACAUCACCUUAGAAACUUGAAACUUUCUUCCCUAGACCAGCUUGCUCCACCAAUUUAUGUUCCCAUAGUUCUCUUCUAUCAUGCCCAAUGCAAUCUAGGCACUGAUAAUCAUUUCAAACAAUCUUCUUUGCUCAAAAAGUCUCUAGCAAAAUGCUUAACUUGUUUCUAUCCGUUGGCCGGGACAAUCAACGACCAGUCUUCAGCUGUGGACUGUAACGACGAGGGAGUUGAUUAUCUGGAAGCUCUAGUGCACUGCAAAUUGUCACAUGCUACAGAAAUGGCCAACAUGAAUGUACUGAGCCAAUUGUUACCAUUUGAAGCUUAUAAUGGAUCCGAAAAAGAGGUACUUUUAGCUGUCCAAUUCAACAUCUUCGAAUGUGGCGGUGUUGCAAUUGGUGUGUGCAUUUCACAUAAGAUCGCGGAUGGAACAUCAUUGAUUACUUUUGUCAAUGCAUGGGCUGCUUUGUCUCGAGGGUCUAAUGACCAAAUUGGGCAUCAUUCUUUUGAUGCAGCAAUGCAUUUCCCGCCUAAAGAUGCAUCGGAGCUCACACGAAAAAUAGGGUUUUCAUGUAACAUAGGGAUCAUGAAAGAAAAGGUCGUGACCAAAAGAUUUGUGUUCGACAAAUUAAGCAUAGCUGCACUUAGAGACAGAGCAUCCUCAGCUGAAGUGAAGAACCCUACUCGCGUUGAGGCUGUUUCAGCUUUCAUUUGGAGACGUUUCAUGGCCAUGACACGGACAAGACAAGGACACGCAACAGUCUGUGCAGCUCUUCAUGCUGUGAACUUGCGCGAGAGGAUGGAACCGCCGUUGCCAAGCCACAGUUUUGGAAAUCUUUGGAGGGUUGCAAUUGCGCCGAUGAUGGUUAACGAUAAUGAGAUUGAUAUGCAUGUCUUGGUGAGGCAGUUGAGGCAGGCUAUAAGGGGAAUUAAUGGUGACUAUGUGAAGAAACUACAAAGUGGUGAUGGAGGUGUAGAAACAAUGAGGAGGUCAUGUGAUGAAUUUUCAAAGGGUAAGACAGAGUUCCUAAACUUCACUAGUUGGUGCAGAUUUAGGUGGUAUGAGGUUGAUUUUGAGUGGGGGAAGCCAACAUGGGUGUGCAGCCCUAUGAGGCAUUAUAAGAAUGUGAUCAUAUUGAUGAGUACAAAUGAUGAAGGAAUAGAGGCAUGGGUGAACAUGUUGGAAGAAGAGAUGGCUAUGUUUGAAAGUGACUCUGAGCUCCUCCCCUUUGUUUCCUCCACCUUUGGUGAUUGA